Molecule: messenger RNA, 4404 nt
Organism: Microtus ochrogaster (prairie vole)
Lineage: Eukaryota; Metazoa; Chordata; Mammalia; Rodentia; Cricetidae
Gene: Lpin1
Product: lipin 1
Exons: 22
Coding region: 232-3093 (953 amino acids)
Biological process (GO): fatty acid catabolic process; cellular response to insulin stimulus; triglyceride biosynthetic process
Cellular component (GO): mitochondrial outer membrane; nucleus
Molecular function (GO): phosphatidate phosphatase activity; transcription coactivator activity
Source: RefSeq, a predicted model, not a curated record
CCAACUGGGGACCAAGUGUCCAGAUGCUCAGACUGUGGGGGAGAUUUCUCGUGCAACAUACCACACUGAUGUAACUUCCUUUGGACUAUCUGUAUCUUGCAAAGGUCUUCUGCUGGCUUCCACCAGUUCAGAAGUUAAGGAUGUCAUUAGAAUACACUGGAAACCUGUAGCAGAGUUUUCUCUAUUGUAUACCCUGCUUAUGUGGUCCCUGCCAAUUAUUAGGUUCAGACAAUGAAUUACGUGGGGCAGCUGGCUGGCCAGGUGUUUGUGACCGUGAAGGAGCUCUACAAGGGACUGAACCCUGCCACGCUGUCAGGAUGCAUCGACAUCAUCGUCGUCCGGCAGCCCAAUGGCAGUCUGCAGUGCUCCCCUUUCCACGUCCGCUUCGGGAAGAUGGGCGUCCUGCGUUCCCGGGAGAAAGUGGUGGACAUAGAGAUCAACGGGGAGUCUGUGGAUUUGCACAUGAAGCUGGGAGACAAUGGAGAAGCCUUUUUCGUUCAGGAGACUGACAAUGACCAGGAAGUCAUCCCCAUGUAUCUGGCCACAUCUCCCAUCCUGUCGGAAGGAGCUUCUCGAAUGGAAAGCCAGCUGAAAAGGAACUCCGUGGAUAGAAUCAGGUGCUUGGAUCCCACCACAGCUGCCCAGGGCCUGCCUCCCAGCGACACCCCAUCCACUGGUUCCCUGGGGAAGAAGAGGAGGAAAAGGAGGAGGAAGUCUCAGUUGGACAAUCUCAAAAGAGAUGAGAAUGUCAACACGUCUGAGGAUGAAGACAUGUUUCCCAUAGAGAUGAGCUCUGAUGAGGACACAGCACCGAUGGACGGAAGCAGAACUCUCCCUAAUGAUGUGCCACCAUUCCAAGACGAUAUUCCUAAGGAAAAUCUCCCCUCAAUUUCAUCAUAUCCCCAGUCAGCAUCGUACCCCAAUUCAGAUCGAGAGUGGUCCCCCAGUCCCAGCAGCCUGGUAGAUUGCCAGAGGACUCCCCCUCACCUUGAAGUAGUGGCCGAGGGAGUUCUCUCUAGCUCUUGCCCUCCACAGUCUUCCCACUUCCGUGCUUCGGAAAGUCCUUCAGGCUCCCGUCCCUCAACACCAAAGAGCGAUUCCGAAUUGGUCAGUAGGUCUGCAGACAGGUCCACACCAAAGAGUAACCUGGAAAUGCUCUGGCUUUGGGGUGAAUUGCCGCAGGCUGCCAAGUCAUCUUCUCCACACAAGAUGAAAGACUCCAGUCCCUUAGGGAGCCGGAAGAUUCCUGAUAAAAUUCACUUUCAGGCCAUUCAUAGUGAGUCUUCAGACACCUUUAGUGACCAGUCGCCAACACUGGCCCCGGGCCCGCUGCUUCACCAGAGCAAGGCGCAGACGGAAAUGCAGUUUGUGAACGAGGAGGAUCUCGAGGCGUUAGGAGCUGCGGCCCCACCGUUACCCGUGGCCGAAGAGCUCAAGCCCCCAGCUGCCAGCACAACACAGACAAUGAACAAAACAGACUCCCCUUCCAGAAAGAAAGAUAAGCGGAGUCGACACCUGGGAGCUGACGGCGUGUAUCUGGAUGACCUCACAGACAUGGACCCUGAAGUGGCAGCCCUGUAUUUCCCCAAGAAUGGUGAUCCUGCUGGGCUCCCCAAACAAGCCUGUGACAAUGGAGCCAGGUCAGCCAACCAGUCCCCACAGUCUGUGGGCAGUUCGGGCAUCGACAGUGGUGUGGAGAGCACCUCGGAUGGCCUGAGGGACCUGCCGUCCAUAGCCAUCUCCCUCUGCGGUGGCCUCAGUGACCACAGAGACAUCACCAAAGAUGCGUUCCUGGAACAGGCUGUGUCGUAUCAGCAGUUUGCAGACAACCCUGCUAUCAUCGAUGACCCCAAUCUCGUGGUCAAGAUUGGUAAUAAGUAUUACAACUGGACAACAGCAGCUCCUCUGCUUCUGGCGAUGCAGGCUUUCCAGAAACCUUUGCCAAAGUCUUCGUGCCUCGGUUACCUUCACGUGAUUUUGGACGCCAUUAGGUUUUGCCUUUCUAAAAUUUUCAGUCCUCCCACAGCCACUGUGGAAUCCAUCAUGAGAGAUAAGAUGCCCAAAAAGGGAGGAAGAUGGUGGUUUUCCUGGAGGGGAAGAAACGCCACAAUCAAAGAAGAAAGCAAGCCCGAGCAGUGCCUGCCAGGGAAGGGCCACACUACGGGAGAGCAGCCUGCACAGCUUGGCCUAGCCCCCAGAAUAAAGCACGAGUCAUCCUCCAGCGAUGAAGAACACUCCGCCGCCAAGCCAUCCAGCUCAAGCCACCUCUCUCUUUUGUCCAAUGUCAGCUACAAAAAGACCCUGCGGCUCACGUCGGAGCAGUUGAAAAGCUUGAAGUUGAAGAAUGGCCCCAAUGAUGUGGUUUUCAGUGUCACCACGCAGUACCAGGGCACCUGCCGUUGUGAAGGCACCAUCUACCUGUGGAACUGGGAUGACAAAGUGAUCAUCUCAGAUAUCGACGGGACCAUCACAAGAUCGGAUACUCUUGGUCAUAUUUUGCCCACUCUGGGAAAGGAUUGGACCCACCAGGGCAUAGCGAAGCUGUACCAUAAAGUCAGUCAGAACGGCUACAAGUUUCUCUACUGUUCGGCGCGUGCCAUUGGAAUGGCAGACAUGACAAGGGGCUACCUUCACUGGGUCAACGAGAGGGGCACGGUGCUGCCACAGGGGCCACUUCUGCUUAGCCCAAGCAGCCUCUUCUCUGCCUUACACAGAGAAGUGAUUGAAAAGAAGCCAGAAAAGUUCAAAGUCCAGUGUUUGACAGACAUCAAAAACCUGUUUUUCCCAAACACGGAACCCUUCUAUGCUGCUUUUGGAAACCGACCUGCUGAUGUAUAUUCCUACAAACAAGUGGGCGUGUCCCUGAACAGGAUCUUCACUGUCAACCCCAAGGGAGAGCUGGUGCAGGAGCAUGCCAAGACCAACAUCAGCUCGUAUGUAAGGCUCUGUGAAGUGGUUGACCACGUCUUCCCAUUGCUAAAGAGAAGCCAUUCCUCCGACUUCCCCUGUUCAGAUACUUUCAGUAACUUCACCUUUUGGAGAGAGCCACCACCACCCUUUGAAAACCAGGACGUACAUUCAGCUUCAGCUUGAUGCCACCAAGCAUUAAAGGAUAGGUUCUGGGGACCCUGGAGCUGCUGGGAAGGCUGACAUGUGGCCAUCUGCCUAAGAGAGAAGUGUUUCUUCCUUGACCUGCCUGCCCUAGGGUGACACUGCUAAGCGUGGAGGGUGGAUGGAGGCCGCAUCUCAUCCCGUGGACCGCAUGAGGAUUAGGAGCACUAGUAGCGUGCAAAGUGGUCCUCUGUCUGGGGUAACAUGCACAGAGCUGCACACUCCAGCCCGUUCCAGCAGUUAGUCAAUGUGCAGUAUGGGUGGUGACCCCUCAGGAGAAGUGGGCUGGCUACCUGAGAGCUGUCUCAGUGUUGGCAUGCUCCCCCUUCUCCCCCCGGGAACUCUGAUGUGCACAGCUUAGGGUAGCACAAGGGCCACAUUUCCAUGACAGUGACAUCUGUGCCACCUUCCACACAUAGAGAUGGGUUUUUUUUAGAGUCUGAGUGCUCUGAAGGGAAGCUUCCAGGGCCUCAAUAGGUCCUAGCCUUCAGGCUUUGACUUUAUAGCCGCUCCCUUGCAGUAUUGCUGACUUAGUUUCACUGUAGGAGAUAAGCUCUUGACUUGCCCUGGUUAAAGAUGGCCUGUGCGGUUGGUGCAUCUCUCCCCACUCCUCAUAGCUCAAGGCUGGGCUAUUGUUUAUGCCUUAACACAUCUGCAGCAGGCAUUUGCUUUGAGCGCACUGUCUAGUUCUUCGUAACUGUGAUGCCUUACAUUAAAUGAUAGCCCCUAAGGCAGCGUCUGCUGCGUCUCGUCUGCGUCCCACCGCCAGCCAGGAAGCGCCACUAAUGAGGACUGGAGCAGCACCUAUGCCAAAGGAGAACGAUGCAGCUAAAGAAACUGGUUGUUUUUAAGAAACAUAGUUUCCAGAAGUUAAAUUAUUUUCUUUGCAGAUAUUAUUUAUUACUUUCCUCUCAUUGGGCUGCUGUUGUGAGCAUCCUAGCAGACCCUCGGGAUUGCAACUGGCAUGAGUACAUUAAAAGUUAAGUGUGCUAGACAAUCCAAAGAGCCUUACUCUGUGUACGUCACACUCAUCUUCUGGGAUUUCUGAAUCAUUAAUUUUCCUUAGCUUUUUCCAUUCAGUCUAAGGGCAAGGGAAAAAAAGCAGGAGUUCUUUAAGCUGAUAGAGGGUAGUUGUUGAACUGUCUCAGAACAAUGUGAAAAAUGAAAAGUAUUUUGGUAAAAGAUUUUGCUUUACUUUUGGAAGUUUUAUUUUUUUAAAGGGUGUUUUAUGCCUGAGAGAUCUUCCUAUUUAAAUUUUAUUGUUUGAGUCAGAGGAGACAAAAGAAAAAAAAA